AUGGACGCCAAACAGCUAUUGCCAGUCGCAACCGCGCACCCUUUCGCGUCGAUCACAGCCUUUUUGGCUGUUCUCAUCGGCCUCUAUACGUUCUACUACCGGAAAAUACAUCCUUUGGCCAGAUUCCCUGGCCCUUUUCUUGCGUCAGUUACCAACUUCUGGAGACUCCGGGAACUAUGGAACAUGCACCUACCGGAGACCCUAGUCGUUCUGCACGAGAAGUAUGGGGAUGUCGUCCGCAUUGGCCCCAACAUGCUUUCCUUCAGACAAGGGAGUGCCGUACCGAGGAUUUACAAGGCUGGCCGAACUUUGGCCAAGACAGCUUUUUAUGAUGGCUUCACUUCUUUCAAUCCCAAUUUGUUUGGAACUCGAGAUGAAGAGGUACACUCGAUGCGGCGACGGCAGAUGGCACACGCAUUCUCUUUGCAGUCGAUCAAAGAAAUGGAGCAGCACAUUGACGGUCACAUGCUUCAAUUCCGCAAUAACCUCGACGAGUACUCCCAGACUGGCCAAGUUUUCGACCUCAAGGACCUGAUAGCCUUCUUUGUCCUUGAUGUUCUAGGAGAUCUCGCCUUCCGCUGUCAAUUUGACUCGCAGGUCGAAAAGGACAUUUCGAAAUUGCCUCCCAUCAAUGACCACAUCUUUCUUGCUUGCCUGAUGGGCAUGAUUCCUGAUUUUAUGCCGCUCAUCAAAGCUAUCUCUCCAUGGAUCCCGAUUCCAUGGCUGCAACAGCUUCUCACAGCUAGACAAAAUCUCAAGACCCUUACCGCGCAGUGUGUGAGAAACCGAUUAGCUGACACUGGUGCUGCUCGAAAAGACCUCAUCACCAGUCUGAUCAACUCUGUAGACACGGAGACAGGCGCUAAGCUCACAGAGCUAGACAUACAAACAGAGGCAUUUGCGUUCAUUGUUGCUGGCUCCCAUACGACGUCCGGAACCCUUACUCUUCUCUUUUCUCACAUUCUUCAAAACCCGGCUGUACGUACCAAGGUGGUAGAGGAGGUCGAUGCAGCGGUUGAUGAUGUUGGUUCGGCCAUCGUGCCUAUCAAAGACCUUGAAGCAAAGCUUCCAUACGUCAUGGCUUGUCUAGAUGAAAACUUCCGGAUGAACUCUGUUUUCACUAUGCCCUUGGAGCGAGAAGUGACUGCCAAGGAAGGCUUCGAAAUCGAGGGCUACGUAGCUCCCAAGGGCACCGACCUGUUCAGCCUGAACCACGUUGUUCAUCAUAAUCCUGCCAUUUGGGGCAAAGACCACGAUGUUUUCAACCCCUCAAGAUUCUAUGAUCAAGAAGGGGAGAAGCUCCAGCGUUUCCUCAGCCCCUUUAGCAUGGGUCAUCGCAUGUGUAUCGGACGCAACAUGGCCAUGACGAACAUGCUCAAGCUUGUUGCAACAACAUUUAAAUGUUAUGAUCUUGAGGCGGUGGAGCCGAUGGAAGCUAUCUCUACUAUCAGCGUUGGAAUUUCGGAGAAAGAAGGUCCAUUGUUGUGUCGUGUUCGUAGAAGAUAG
Messenger RNA from Colletotrichum paranaense, 1506 nucleotides. RefSeq lists its product as uncharacterized. The transcript is spliced from 4 exons. The record is from RefSeq and is a predicted model, not a curated record. Lineage: Eukaryota; Fungi; Ascomycota; Sordariomycetes; Glomerellales; Glomerellaceae. The coding region runs from base 1 to 1506 and encodes 501 amino acids. Gene Ontology annotation, molecular function: heme binding; iron ion binding; oxidoreductase activity, acting on paired donors, with incorporation or reduction of molecular oxygen.